CACGUAUUAAUGUGCACAAAGUACGUGGGUCUGUUGACAUUCAGGGAUGUGGCCAUAGAAUUCUCUCAGGAGGAGUGGAAAUGCCUGGACCCUGCUCAGAGGACUCUAUACAGGGACGUGAUGUUGGAGAAUUAUAGGAACCUGGUCUCCCUGGAUACCUCUUCCAAAUGCAUGAUGACUACAUUGUCAUCAACAGGGCAAGGCAAUACAGAAGUGUUCCACACAGGGACAUUGCAAAGACAAGCAAGUUAUCGUAUUGGAGCAUUUUGCUCCCAGGAAAUUGAGAAAGACAUUCAUGACUUUGUGUUUCAGUGGCAAGAAGAUGAAACAAAUGACCAUGAAGCACCCAUGACAGAAAUAAAAAAGUUGACUGGUAGUACAGACCGAUGUGAUCAAAGGCAUGCUGGAAACAAGCCUAUUAAAGAUCAGCUUGGAUCGAGAUUUCAUUUGCAUCUGCGAAGACAUAGGAGAAUUCACACUGGAGAGAAACCUUACAAAUGUGAAGAAUGUGAGAAAGUUUUCAGUUGCAAAUCACAUCUUGAAAUACAUAGGAUAAUUCAUACUGGAGAGAAACCAUACAAAUGUAAGGUUUGUGACAAGGCUUUCCGGAGUGAUUCACGCCUUGCAGAACAUCAGAGAGUUCAUACUGGAGAGAGACCUUACACAUGUAAUGAAUGUUGCAAGGUUUUUAGUACAAAAGCAUACCUUGCAUGUCAUCAAAAACUUCAUACUGGAGAGAAACUUUACGAAUGUGAGGAAUGUGACAAAGUUUACAUUCGCAAAUCACACCUUGAAAGACAUAGGAGAAUUCAUACAGGAGAGAAACCUCACAAGUGUGAUGAUUGUGGCAAAGCCUUUAAUUCACCUUCACACCUUAUUAGGCAUCAGAGAAUCCAUACUGGACAGAAAUCUUACAAAUGUCAUCAGUGUGGCAAGGUCUUCAGUCUGAGGUCACUGCUUGCAGAACAUCAGAAAAUUCCUUUUGGAGACAGUUGUUUCAAAUGCAUAUAGCAAACCAUCAAGCAUUAAUUGACAUUAGAGUCAAAUCAGCAUUGACCUGAGUUUGAGUUGACUUAACACUGAUUUGAAGCAUUAAUUGACAUUAAACUGUUUAUGUUAAGAGGAUUGGGCCGGGCAUGGUGUCUCACACCUGUAAUCCCAGCACUUUGAGAGGCCAAGACAGGUAGGUCACUUGAAGUCAUGAAUUUGAGACCAGCCUGGCCAACAGACGGGAGCCACUUUUCCCAGCCUGUAUGUUCUUUUAUUUAUUUAUUUGUUUUAAGAUGGAAUCUUGCUCCGUCACCCACAUUGGAGUGCAGCGAUGUGAUCUCGGUUCACUGCAACCUUCACCUCCCAGGUUCAUGUGAUUCUCCUGCCUGAGUCUCAUGAGUAGCUGGGACUACAGGUGCAUGCCACCAUGCCUGAGUAAUGUUUUGUAUUUUUAGUAGAGACUGGGUUUCACCAUGUUAGCUAGGAUGGUCUCAAUCUUCUGACCUUAUGAUCCACCUGCCUCCACCUGCCAAAGUGCUGAGAUUACAGGUGUGAGCCACCACGCCUGGCCUGUUUUUGGUUUCUUUAACAAAAAGUUAUAGAAAUUUCUCUGGGUAUUGUUUUGAUUCUACAUCACAUUCGGUUAUAUAAUCAUUUAGCAAUAUUAUUCCAUUCAGUAUAGCUUGUAUCUCUUAUUUGUACAUGUUUUUAAUCAUUUUGAUCAAUGUUUGUAGAUUUGACGGUAGAAACUUCUCACCUUUUUACGUUUACUCCUAAGUAUUUCUUACUUUAAGUUCUUUAGCAAAUGAAAGUGUUUUUUAAUUUUCUUUUUAAAUUGUUUAUUGUUAAUGUAUGGAAAUUCAACUAAUUUUUGGUGCUGUUACUCUAUUCUGCAAAUCCACUGCGUAUGUUUAUUAGCUCCAGUUGCAUUUUGGUUGACUCUUCAUGAUUUUCUACACAGAUCAUGUCAUCUACAAACAAAUAGAAUUUUACUUCUUUCUUUCUGAUUUGGAUGAGUUUGAUUUCUUUUGCUAUUUCAUUGCUCUGGCUAGGACAGCCAGUAUUGAUUGAAUAGAAAGGGUGAGAGCAUUCUUGCAUCAUGUGAGAUCCUACAGGAAAAGCAUUCCAUUUUCCAUGAUUGGUUAUUUCUGCUGUGGUCAUUUCAUGGAUGGUCUUUGUAUUGUUGAGGUAAAUUUCCUUCUCUUUCUAUUUUGUUUAGGAUUUCCAUGAUGACUGUAUGUUGAAUUUUGUGAAAUGCUUUUUCUCCAUGUAUUGAGAUGAUGCGGUUUUUAUCUUCAAUUCUGUCAAGUGGUAUAUCACAUUGAUUUGCUUGACUGUGUUGAACCAUUUUGCAUCCCAGAAAUAAGUGGCACUUGCAUAUCAACAAUCCUUUUUAUAACCUCUUGAAUACAGUUCGCUAGUACAAGGGGUCUUCAGGAAGUUCAUGGAAAAAUACAUAUUAUGAGAAAAUUGCGCAUGAUGUUACAUUUUUUGCACCAAGAUAAAGUGGUACAAAUCUGUUAUAACAUGUCUGAACAGGGCCUGGUUUGAGGCACUCAGAUGGGUAAGACAUGAGUUUGAAAAGAGACUCAAUCAAAGCAACGUAAAUUCUGCUAAAAUUGAAACAAGAAGAAACAUCAAAUUUACGAUGAGACCAGAUGCAGUGGCUGAGGCCUGUAAUCCCAGCACUUUCAGAGGCCGAGAUAGGUGGGUCACGUGAGCCCCAGUACUCAAGACCAGCCUGGGCAGAAUGGUGAAACCACCUUUUCUACAAAAAAUACAUAAAUUAGCUGGGCAUGGUGCACAUGCCUGCUGGUUCAGCUUCUGUGGAGACUGCAGUGGGAAGAUGGCUUGAGCCUGGGAGUUUGAGGCUGCAGGGAGCCAUGAUCCUGCCACUGUACUCCAGCAUAGGUGACAGAGACAGAUAGUGUAUCAAAAAAUGAAUUUGGUAAAGUUUGGGUAGAGGAAUCAUGAAAUCAUUGAUGCUUUAUGAAAUGGUUAUGGGGACGAUGCCCAAAAGAAAUCACCAGUUUGUAAAUGGAAAACUUAUUUUGAGACAAGACAAUGUUGAAAGUGAUGGACAGGACAGGCACAGUGGCACACACCUGUAAUCCCAGCACUUUGGGAGCCCGAGGCGGGAGCAUCACGAGGUCAGGAGAUCGAGACCAUCCUGUCUAACAUGGUGAAACCCCGUCUCUACUAAAAAUACAAAAAAUUAGCCGGGCGUGGUUGUGGGCACCUGUAGUCCCAGCUACUCAGGAGGCUGAGGCAGGAGAAUGGUGUGAACCCAGGAGGUGGAGCUCGCAGUGAGCAGAGAUCAUGCUACUGCACUCCAGCCUGGGCGACAGAGCGAGACUCUGUCUCAAAAAAAAAUAAAAUAAAAUAAAGAAAAGUGAUGCACAGAAUGGCAGGCAGACCAUCCACAUCAGUUUUAUAGGUACAACUGUCAAAGAAGGCAUUGGAGAAGAGCCAAGCUGGGUCUAUAAGGAAUUGCACAUGAGAUGGCACACAUGUUCAUGCUGUCUGAAGAUUCAGUCAUGUUACCAUAUCAAGCUGAAAAUGUCACCACUAUCUGGAGAGUUGGACAUGUUUUAUUGAGACUGUAUUUUUUCUCUCUGGAUCUGUUAUGAACACCUUUGUUGGCUUGGUUCAGUAAUAAAUAUGUGAGACUUUUCAUUUAAAAAAGUCAAAUGACUUAAUUCUGUAGAGUAUUUUAAAUUCUGGUUUGUUUGUUUUGUUUUUUUGAGAUGGACUCUUCUGAAAAUUUUCUCCUCUAACCUGGUUCAUGACAGACCCUUGGACUUUACUGUUGUGGAAAGAUCUAUAUGAAACAGUAUCAGUGUGUCAAAGCAUUAUGGCUGCCACAAGCUUGUGAAAGGAAAAUAAAAAUUAAGCCAAAGAGAAAAGUCAAUCUGGGCACUGCGUCAGACAAACCUGCCUUCCAUUUUAUUCCUAAACAAGAUAGCUACAAAGAUUUUUUAAAAAUCUACAUAUGCCCCUCCCAAACUGGGAGCCUCAAGAUCUCCACCCUAAAAUAGUUCUGUUGAAUUUCACCCUGGCGAUGUAAACUGAGCGCUUAUCUUCACAGGUGUGGGACAGAACCCAUCCCUCUGCACACCUGAGUCAAAUGUCUAUCUGAUUGCUUCCCCUGCCCUAUUGUUUGUGUAAAAAUGUAGGGUCACUGAGCCAGCCUAAGGCAUAAGUGACUUAUUCCUCCUCCCCCUCACAUAUAAAUUGUGUAUUUAGCAAAAGGCUGAUCAAAGACUCAAAGAAUGUUAUUAUUUGUUAUCUACCUGUUACCCAGAAGGUCCCCAAUUCCAGUUAUUCCACCUUUCCAGAACAGACCAAUGUAUAUAUGUACUGAUUGCUGUCUUGUGUGCCUGUAAAAUGUGUGAAACCAAACUGCAACCUCAAUACCAUGGGCACACGUCGUCAGGACCUCCUGAGGUUUGUGUUAAUUGGCCUUAGACUCCCCCUGUCCCCAGACCCAGGAUGCAUGUGUUUCCUUUUUCUUCAUUUCUAUUAAAGAUGGGUCUCAUUCUGUUGCCCAGGCGUGAGAGCAGUGACAGGAUCAAUGCUCACUGAAGUUUCAGUCUCCUGGGUUCAAGGGAUCCUCCCACCUCAGCCUCCAAAGUCGCUAGGACCACAGCCGGGUGCCACAGCACCGGGCGAAUUUUUGUGUUCCUUGUAGAGAUGGGCUUUCACCAUGUUGCCCAAGCUGGUCUUGAAUUCCAGGGCUCAAGCGAUCCAGUUGUAUUGGCCUCCCAAGGUGCUGGGAUUACAGCCAUGAGCCACCAUGACCAAAGUGUUUCUUUAUUAAAAAAAAAAAAAAAAUAGACCAGGUGCUGUGGCUCAUGCCUGUAAUCCCAGCACUUUGGGAGGCCAAGGUGGGCAGAUCACCUGAGAUCAAGUAUUUGAGAACAGCCUGGCUAACACGGUGAAUCCUCAUUUUGACUAAAAUAUAGAAAUUAGCUUGGUGUGGUGGGGAGUGCCUGUAAUCCCAGCUACUCGGGAGGCUGAGGCAGAAGAAUGGCUUGAAUUUGGGAGGCAGAGGUUGCGGUGAGCUGAGAUCCUGCAACUGCACUCCCGCUGGGCAAGAGCGAGACUCUGUCUCUAAAAUAAAAUUAAAAUAAUAUAAAAAACUGCUUCUCAUAAAAGCUUUGGUAUAAUCUUACGAGGUCACAUCAUUGUUUUCCAACUAUGAUAUGUGUUCAAAAUGUUCUGUGACCCCACAUUUCAUUAGAUAUAUUUUUUAACCAUUUUAAAAUUGUUUUUCUCUGAAAUUUAUUGUGUUUAGUUUACAUUGAGGACUGCAUGCUUUCUAGUCUAUAUCAUACAUUGGAAACAUUUUCUGGUACCUGAUAAAUGAUUUUAGGUUGUUUCGAUGUGUACUUGAUAAAGAUAUCAAGGAACUUUUUCUUUAUGCUAACAUCAAAAUUUAGUUGAAGUA
Nomascus leucogenys (northern white-cheeked gibbon) is the source of this 5440-nucleotide messenger RNA. RefSeq names its product zinc finger protein 320. Gene Ontology annotation, molecular function: DNA-binding transcription repressor activity, RNA polymerase II-specific. The transcript is spliced from 3 exons. Bases 10 to 1011 code for a protein of 333 amino acids. Lineage: Eukaryota; Metazoa; Chordata; Mammalia; Primates; Hylobatidae. Gene Ontology annotation, biological process: negative regulation of transcription by RNA polymerase II. The record is from RefSeq and is a predicted model, not a curated record.